This is a messenger RNA of Salvelinus namaycush (lake trout), 7697 nucleotides long. It is a transcript of the gene tep1, whose product is annotated as telomerase-associated protein 1. The coding region runs from base 1 to 7308 and encodes 2435 amino acids. Gene Ontology annotation, molecular function: telomerase RNA binding; protein binding; telomerase activity. The record is from RefSeq and is a predicted model, not a curated record. Gene Ontology annotation, biological process: telomere maintenance via recombination. The transcript is spliced from 54 exons. Gene Ontology annotation, cellular component: telomerase holoenzyme complex. NCBI's taxonomy places the organism in Eukaryota, Metazoa, Chordata, Actinopteri, Salmoniformes, Salmonidae.
AUGAAGGUGCUGACUUUGCUCCAGCCUCAUGGGGCCCAGGACCAGCAGGCUGCAUCAGGGGGGCUCUACUCUAACUACCUUGGCCAGAGCAUGGAGAACAGAUGCCUGAUCCAUGCAUCUGUGCUGCCUCAGGCCUUCUCUGGACCAGAUUCUGACCAGGACAGCCUCAUGGCUGAGGAGACUGAGGCAUCCACAGAGAUGCCUGUCCUGGACAUGGUAUUGGAUGAAGAGAAGUUGGACCAAACCAUGCCAUUUGGGGAACAGGAGUUUGGUGAGAUGGAGAGGGGGAAAGAUGAACUGGAGGAAGAACUGAAAGACAAAAAGUACCUGCUGCUGAACGAGGUGUGCUGUUCUCUGGUGAAUAAGAGCACUGCUCCCGGUCAGAAGGACUGGGAUGUAGAGGAAAGUGUCUGGAAAAGGAUCCAGAACUUGUCCAAAGCCAUCUCUAACGACGAUCCCCAGUUUCUCCUCAAGGUUGCAGUGUACACCAGACAGGAGUUGAACAUCCGUAUCACAGCUAACUUCCUUUUGGCUCUUGCUGCCCAUCUGCCCACCACUAAGCCACACGUGCGUAGGUACUUCUGUGCAGCUGUGCAGCUACCCUCUGAUUGGCUGGAAGUGGUGAGACUCUACAGCACGUGUUUUGGCCACUCUUUACCCACCUGUCUGAAGAAAGCCCUGGGAGACAAGUUCAAGCAGUUCAACGAGUAUCAGCUGGCCAAAUACAACACACGCAAACAUCGCUGCAAACACAGUUGCUCUAGACCCAAAGGCAAGAAACCAUCCACUCAGCAAUUGGAAAAAUGGGCCAACAUGCUUGGAAGUGAUGCCACCAGUCUGCAGAAAUAUUUGAAAAUGGAGGAGAGACCAGUGGUGGAUAAGAAGCAGAGUGAGUUCAGUCUGAAGAAGAUGAUCAAGAGGCUCCACAUCAAAGAGCCUGCUCAGCAUGUCCUCGCCAUACUGGGAAAGCGGUACCCUGGUGACCCCAAGGCGUUCUCCCGCAGUGGGCUCAGUGGGGUGUGGGACAGGGAGCGGGCAGGGCAGCGCAUGAAGCUCAAACAGCCAGACACAUGGGAACGCAAACUCAGCCAAGAGGGAAACAAAGCCUCCACCUGGGAGAAACUGAUAGACAGUAACUCUCUGCCCUUCAUGGCAAUGCUGAGGAACUUGAGGAAUAUGAUAACCCAGGGCAUCAGUGAGCGGCAUCAUCAGAAGAUUCUGGGAAGACUGACCUUCAGGAAAGCAGUGAUUCAGAGCAGACAGUUUCCCUUCCGUUUCCUCUCCGCCUAUAAGGUCAUAAUGGAGCUCAACAACAUGGCCCGUGCAUCAGCGAAAGCGGUCUCCAGCUCUAAGGAGAUCCUCAGGGGCAUUCUGAAGAAGAUGCCUAAGAGCAAGCGCCUCAGUCGUCUGGAUUGGGAGACGGCUGGGCAGAAGAGGCUGAGGGUGGCGUUAGGUGUGCCCUUUGUCUACCGCAUCUACAACAUGAAGAAGAGUCAGUUGAAGAAAGCCAGCCAGAGACUGUAUUCGCAGGCCCUUCUGGAGCAGUACCGCAAGGCUCUGGAAACAGCAGUGCAGAUCUCGUGCCGUUACAACGUGCCACCCCUCCCUGGUCGCACCGUGAUCUUGUUCGCUGGUAACAUGGGUGAGGACGACACCUGGAGCGCCACUCAGGACUUCUGCUGCCCGCCUGACGUAGAGGCAGAGAAAGUAGAUGAAGCUAAGGAAGAGAAACUCACACCCUCUAUGCAGGAGGUGGCAGUGUUACUGUCACUGAUGAUAGCCCACAGCGCUGAGCAUCCCCAGCUGAUCCACUUUUGCUGGUGGGGUUGUGCAGAAGUAGAGCUCAAGUCGGACGUGCUGUUGGAUAAUGUCAGGCAUGUGAUGAAGCAGGUAGAGGUGGACAAUAUCAUCGUGCUGGGGGAUCGUUACUUGGAUAAUAACAUGGACAUAGCGCUUGACCGAUACAGGAAGGAUGUGAACAACAACGCCCUCAUAGUGAAAAUCUUCUUUGGGAAAGGGACGAUAGACCAAUCCACAGACAGGAACUGUGUGGUACUCCAAGGCUUCAGCGAGCAGAUCCUCAGGUUUGUGGCUGAAAGAGGCUCGUCUAGACUGCUGGAUCACGUGGAGCACAUAGACAAGCUGCAUCACAUUAUCCCGCCACAGGGGGGUGCUAAAGAGGCUGAGCGAGAAGCUGCCGUCACCCCACUUCCUGCCACUCCAAAGCUGAGAUGGCAAGGCGUGCGUGUGUUUGUCUCCUCCACGUUCAGAGAUAUGCACGCUGAGAGAGAUGUUCUGGUGCGCAGUGUUUUCCCUGAGCUCCGGCGUCGUGCGGCGCCACACUGCCUCUACCUGCAGGAGGUGGAACUGCGCUGGGGGGUGACCGAGGAGGAGACUGGGCGUGUCGUGGAGCUCUGCCUCUCAGAGGUGUGCCGUAGCCAACUGCUGCUAGGCAUUCUGGGAGAGCGAUAUGGACUGCUGCCUCCCCGUCCAUCCCUACCAGACCUCCCACAAUACAGCUGGCUGGAUUCUGCUCCAUCAGGGUUGUCCAUCACCGAGAUGGAGAUUCGACAGUUCCAGGCCCUUCAUCCAGACACAGCUCAGAAUCGCAUGUUUUGCUACUUCAGGACACCCCAUCUGUCUAGGUCUGUUCCUGUGGCGUGGAGGUCAGACUUUGCUCCUGAGUCCAAGGAGGCUGAAUGUAAGAUGGCUGACCUGAAAAGAAGAAUAGUGGAUAGUGAAGCGAAAGUCACAGAAAAUUACCCCUGUGAGUGGGGUGGUGUUGUGGAUGGGAAGCCCUAUGUGAAAGGCCUGGAGGAGUUUGGGAAGGUGGUGCUGGAGGACCUUUGGGGGGCACUGUUGAAGCAGUUUGUGGAGAAAACGGAUGAAAGUGAUUCCAGGUCAGAUCUGUCAGAGCAAGAAGUGCACCAGGGCGCCUUGCAGCGGCAGUUCUUUGGCCGUGCCAAGCUGCUCUCUGGGGCGGUGGGGAAGGUGCAGGAGGCUCAGCUCAAAGGAGGAAUGGUGCUGCUGGAGGGAGCUCCAGGAGAGGGCAAGACUGUCUUCAUGGCUGCUCUGGCGAAUGCCCUAAGAACUCCUACCAAGUCCCAGAAAACCCCUAGAGGUGAUGUCAUCUCCUACUCCACUGCUGCUACCCAAUCAGCAUGCACUGUGGAAAAUCUUCUACGCUGCCUUGUACAGUGGUUAUGGAGAGGCAAUGAAAAAGAAGACUUGCCUCUCCCUUCCUCUUAUAAAGAUCUGCUGACAGAAUUCCACUCCCAGUUGAGUGACACCAGGAAGGACCAAUCACUGGCCCUGCUAGUUGAUGGGGCAGAGCAUGUGCAGGAUGGUACAGGACAGCUAACCUCUGAUUGGAUACCACAGCACCUUCCUCAGGGUGUGUCUUUGGUGCUGAGUGUCACCUCCACUUCGGCCCUGCUGCAAGUCCUCGCCAAGAGGAAACGGGCCUUAUUGUUUCCUUUAGGACAGCUUUCUUUGCCGGACAGAAAGGAGAUAGUUCAGAAGGAACUUGGCAUUUACGGGAAGAAGCUUAGUGACUCAGCUUUCAAUAAUCAGCUUCAGACCCUUCUGAUGAAGAAGGGAGCAGUGAGUCCACUUUAUCUACACCUGGCCUGUGAGGACCUGAGGAACUUUGCCUCUUUUGAAAAGAUGAAGGAGAGCCUCCAGGCUCUUCCUCCGUCUCUGAGUGAGCUGGUGCAGCACAGCCUGAGCAGACUGCAGUCCCAGUACAGAGAAGUGGGACUGGGCUGGGCGUUGGCCGCCUUGACUGUCAGCAGCACCGGCCUGAGGGAGAGAGACCUAUAUGCCAUACUGAACAUGUGCAAUGGCCUGACCUCUGGAGGUGAGAAGGCAACAUGGCAGGAUAUGCUGCACUUGGCCAGAAAGCCCAUAAAGCGUGUCCCAAUGGCAACCUUCUCCCACAUGGUGCGGAGUCUACAGAGCCUGAUUGAUCCAUCCCACUGUUACGGCCCGGAUGACCUCCUGGCACUGACCAAUCCCGAGGUCAAGCUGGCCUUUAAAAAAGAGCUCCUCCUACCAGGAGAGGCUGACUGGACCAGGGCUCAUAUCCUGUUGGCAGCCCAUCUUUGGGUGCUGGCAGAUCCUCAGGGAACAUGUACAUUUCUUCACUGUGAGGCCAGUUCCAUCUUGAACCUGCCAUUCCACCUGAUGAGAAGUGGCCAGUGGGAGGCGCUGCAUUGCCUGCUCUCUAGUUAUAAUUUCCUGUUUGCCAACGUGCGCCAUGGCCUCCUGCACCACCUCCUGGAGACCUACAGCUUGUUUGGCAAGAGGUUUGAGUCGGAAGGUAUUGGUUCAUGGGACACUUUAGACCAGAGCGGUCUGACAGAUUGUGUCGGGUUCCUGAAGCGCCAUGCUCCCAUCCUGUCCUCAUGGCCAGCCCUGUUUCUGCAGCAAGCUCUCAACGAGCCCAACCACACUGACGCCCAUGUAUGGGCACAAGGCAUGAUGGGGAAAGGGGUGCAUGUGAUGAGGUGGCUGAACAAUGAACAACAUACCCAGACGGAAACCAGUAAGCUGGUCUGCACCUUCUCCUCUGAGCCCACCUGUGUGGUUGUGAGUCCAGGGGGUGGGGUCAUGGCAGUAGGGACUGGACAGGGCACCCUCCACCUCGUCCACACCGAGACUGGACAGGAAGUGAGGUCACUGGUGAGCAGCUGUGACGGAAUCUCAGGAUGUGUCUUCCUGAGGAAGGGGCUUAUGGGAACUACUUCAUUUGAUGGACAGAUUGAAUUGUGGGAUGUUGAGAAUGGCUGCAGAACUGCCCUCAUCAAUGGCCACUCAAACAGAAUAACAGGAAGUGACGUCAGUGCAGACAGGAAGCACCUUGCAACUGUGUCUCUGGACUUAAGCCUUAAAGUGUGGUCAUCUCCAAAGGGCAGUCUGGUCACAGCCCUCUCCAGCACUAGCCCUCUGAACUGUGUGACCUUUGACCCCGAAGGUCAUCUUGUGGCAGCUGGGGGUUGGGAUGGGGCUGUGCGUCUCUGGAACUGGCUGAAGGGUGAAGUUACGACUCUCUCUGGUCAUCAGACGUCAGUACGCAGUCUGUCUUUCUCUCCCUCCUCUUCUCUGCUAUGCUCUGGCUGUCUGUCUGGAGAGGUGAGGAUGUGGUCAGUUCCAGCUUCUACCUGUGUGGGGCGCUACCAGGCUCACAGCGGAUCUACAGAAGUGCUCACCUUCCUGCUGGGAGGGACAGUACUUCUGAGUGCUGGAUCUGACCGCACGGUCCAGUUAUGGUCAGGUGGUCUGGGUCGCUCUGUGAAUGUAUUUGGAGAAUCCAAGGAGUCUGUUAUUCAGAAGGGAAAGAAGAUGUCAACCACGGAGCCCGCUGCUCUAUGUGUGGCUGUCGCUGGUGGUUAUGCUGCAGUGGGUUACCAUGGUGAUGGGUUGAAGCUCUUCAGUCUUGAAUCAGGUGAGAGGACAUGGGCUAGCAAGGACCUGCGGGUGUCUAUCCUCUGCCUGAUGUGGCUGGCUGCAGACGAACCUGAGCUGCUGGUGUCUGGGGGCGGGGACCAGCGGCUGAGGGUGUGGAGACAGGAGGAGGAGGAGAAGGCAGGCAUGGUGCUGCUGGGAUGUUUUGGGGUGCAACAAGGCCCCAUCCUGGCCCUGGCACAAAACUCCUCUUAUCUGGCCUCUGCCUCAGAUGACUGCUCCAUUGCUCUGUGGGCAGUGAAGGACUUGACCUCUGACCCCUGGGUUGACCCCAGUGUGAUCUCUGUCCUGAGAGGUCACAGUGGAGGGGUCACCUGCCUGGCCUUCAGUCUAACUGGGGAGGAGUUGCUGUCUGGUGGAAAAGAUCAGGUUCUAAUGGUGUGGAACGCCAGUUCCUCUCCUCCUACUCUCAUUCAGUCUCUACCACACUGCCAUGGAGACUGGAUAACUGGCUGUGUCUGGGGCCCAAACUGUGUGGUGAGCUGUUCCAGUGACUGCAAGAUCCGUAUGUGGGACCUACAGAAAGGUCGCAGUGUGAGAGAGAUCCUGGCGAGAUCCUCCCUCAGUGCAGUCUGCUGCCUGGGAGAAUUUGUGAUAGCAGGCUGUGCCGAGGGGGAGCUGCACGUGUGGAAAUGGGAUUCAGGGAUGGAAAUCAGCAGGAUUUCAGCUCACAGGUCACGCAUACACCACUGCUCUGUGAUACCUGACCCAGACAAGACCAAGGAGACUAAGCAGGAGGACAUGGUGGUUGCUACGGCGUCUGAUGAUGGCACAGUGAAGCUGUGGCACCCCUUCCAGGUACAGCAUCACAGCACCUUGCAAGGCCACAGCGGAGGGAUACAUGGAGCAGUCUCAAAGCAGGAAGGAGUCCCGGCAUUCCUCACUGUGUCUCAAGAUCGGUCGUUGAGGUCUUGGAGCGUUGCUGCAGCAAUGGAGAGUCCUCUCAACCGGAGGGGCACUGUUACCGCUCUGUCCUUCUGCCAGAGUGGGGAUUUGCUACUGUCUGGCUAUGAGUCUGGCAGAGUGGAGCUAUGGAAACACAAUUCUGCAGUUGGCCACAAAAAGGUGUCUGACAGUAGUGUAACAGCGAUAUGCUCCAUGCCUGAUGACCAGUUUGCUGUGGGAUGCAGGCAACGCUCUGUGUCAGUGUGGAAGGUGGAGUGGAAUCCUCAGCACAACGCUGCAAGUCUGUUGAAGGUGUCCACAUACUCAGUGCCUACCCCAGUGAUGCACCUGUACUACUGCUCCAUCCUGCUGGGAACCUGUGAGGAUGGAAAUAUCAUCAAUGUCCUCGCUGACGCUGAUAGAGAGAUUGACAAUUGGAAGGAUAACACACACAUUCUUGGGAUGGUGGCCAAUGAUGAAAAAAGCACUUGGCUGGUGGGCGAAAAGAAAGGACAGAUUGUGCUUGGCUUCAUGUAUGCCAUGGGCCCAAAGACUGACCUGCAGUCAUCAUGUGGUAAAAUUGAGCUAGAAAUGGAGGAGACUUGUGGUGAAAAAGGUGGCUGGAUAACUGCUGUGACUGUGGAGAGAGAGUUGGUGGUGUGUGGAGAUUCCAAGGGGAAUAUGUGGUUCAACCAGCCACCAAACACGAACUCCUGGAGCAGCAGGAAACCUGCACACAGUGACAGGAUCAGUGUUCUGAGACUCACCAACAGCACUAUCAUCUCGGCGUCCCAUGACAGAACGGUCAAAAUGUGGGACAGAAACACCAAGAAACAGGUGGGUGUGUUUGUGUGUGCGGGUCCUGUUCUGGUCUUGGAGGUGAACCCACACUGCUCCAGUGAACUGGUGUGUGGCGAUGCACUGGGCCAGCUCUACUUCCUCUCCUGGAGAGAAUAACCACCCAGUGUACACACAUACAUUGUAUACACGCACAGAGUCAUAAUUAACUUACUCUCACACAGAUAUACACUAUAUAUGCAAAAGUAUGUGGACACCCCUUCAAAUUAGUGGAUUCGGCUAUUUCAGCCACACAUUUUACAUUGACAUUUUUGUAAUUUAGCAGAUGCACUUAUCCAGAGUGACUAAAGGUUAGUGCAUUCAUCUUAAGAUAGCUAGGUGGGACAACCACAUAUCACAGGCAUAGAAAGUAAAAAUGUUCCUCUAAUGAGCUGUCAGAGCUAGGGGGGCCAUGCAAUCUCCAUAGACAAACAUUGGCAAUAGAAUGGCCUUACUGAAGAGCUCAGUGACUUUCAACGUGGCACCAUCAUAGGAUGCCACCUUUUCAA